Molecule: messenger RNA, 3510 nt
Organism: Phalacrocorax carbo (great cormorant)
Lineage: Eukaryota; Metazoa; Chordata; Aves; Suliformes; Phalacrocoracidae
Source: RefSeq, a predicted model, not a curated record
GGGGAAGUUCCACAAACUUAUGGUUCUGUUUUCGUAGAAUCAUUAAGGUUGGACAUGACCUCUAAGAUCAUCAAGUCCAACCAUCAACCCAGCACCCCCAUGCCUCAUAAACCAUGUCCCGAAGUGCUACAUCUACACGUUUUUUUGAACACCUCCAGGGAUGGUGACUCCACCACCUCUCUGGGCAGCCUGUUCCAGUGCCUGACCAUGCUUUCAGUAAAGACAUUUUUCCUAAUAUCCAAUCUAAACCUUCCCUGGCACAGCUUGAAGCCAUUCCCUCUUGUUCUAUUGCUAGUAGCUUGAGGGAAGAGACCAACACCCACCUCACUACAACCUCCUUGUAGAGAGCGAUAUGGUCUCCCCUUAGCCUCUUUUCCAGGCUAUACACGCCCAGUUCCCCAAGCCACUUCUCGUGAGACUUGUUCUCCAGACCCUUCACCAGCUUCGUUGCCCUUCUGUGGACAUGCUCCAAUGUCCUGCCCUGCUCUGGACACGCUUUUGAUCAUUAAGCCACAAUAAAUCUUUGUUAGUCAGUAGUUCUGACCCUUAUUUUUACUCAUUUACCUCCAAGUCCUCAUACUGACUGUGGAUGUCAGGGUAGUGCCCAAAAACUUGUGGGUAACUUAAAGUAGAUUUAGCAGUGUUUAUUAGUUUGCAGUCACUGUGGUUGCUCAGAUCAGUAGGGGACAAAGGUAACAGGGAAGUCGUAGCUGUGCCAAGGAAUGGAUAUAGGGGAGAAGGAUUCAGGAGCAGCAGCUUCCUACAGAAGAGGAAGAUGUCAAUGCCAGCCUCAGUAAGAGCUGCUCUGAAAAACAAGCGAUUCAUGACUUUAUGAAGGCAAGUGAAAUAUUGAUGCAAAGAAAUGCAGCAGAUCUUGGAAAAAUAAGAGAGCUGUUCCAGAAAUAUGGCUACAAACCACAUGUGAAAGACUCUACAGAAGAGGAAGAAGUUAACAGUGAUUCAACAAUGUCUGUCCAGAAUAAAUCUGAUGAAGAAAAAGCAGAUGAUGUACCUCAUCUUCCUGCUUGUACUGAGAAGCCACUGACGCCCAAAGACCCCCUGCGUAACCCCCAGCUUGCUGAUUUUGGUCUUUCACAAUAUGCAUUCUCCAGGCCUUGGAGUGCAGUGAAAGGGCAACAUGUAACAAAUGCACAUCAAGAAAAUUCAAAGAACAGGACUCCACUGAAAACACAGACCCCCAGUAUUUUGCCCAAAACACCAAAAUGUAUGUUGAAGAUGGACGAUUAUGAGUGUAUAACACCAAAGCUCGAACACUUCGGCAUUAGUGAACAUACCAUGUGUAUGAAUGAAGAUUAUACAAUGUCACUUAUACGUAAAACUGCUCAGGCAAGCAAGAAGUUGGUUAAAAAAGAUGAUCAUGAAGUGAACGUACCACAAAUGACAUCCAGGGAAAUCAUGGUUACUCCUGGUCCAAGACCAAAAGUGACAGCCAGGAAUGCUGACUGGAUGGCUUCUCCUAUGGUAUUUGUGCUCUGUACUCCUGAUGUGAAAGUCCCUUCAAGAACAAAUAGCACAGUAUUAUCAAGGUCACCAGAAACAAAUGACCCACCUCCUCCAAGUCACACAGGAACACCACGGUUUCCAGAUUUUGAAACAAGAUGGCUAAAAACAGAAGCUAAGCAGGUAAAGCAGGUGGGAAAAAUUGAGUCGGUGACAAUGAACAAUGCAACAGAUAAGCAAUACACUGAAGAUAGCAUUCCUUUUGCUGUGAACUCUGAUGAGUACCUUAAACAUUUUGGAGACCCUUCUCCUCCCAAAAUAAAACACUAUGACCAGUUACUCAAUACUCCUCCACCUCCAGAAAUAACAAGGAUACCAGAUGAUGUUCUACAGAUUCUGUCCAAGUAUAAUCAUAAAGUAGACCCUUCUAAAGCCAAGGAAAUGGGGACCAAGGCAGGAAAUACUAUAAAACAUGAAAGUGAUUUCAAUGAUCACUGCAACAAAGAGAACAGAGGAUAUCCUGGAUUUUUCAAGACAAACAUCUGAAAUCAAGGUGAAGACCACGUUGAGACUGUUUCAUAUUCAUGGAUCUUAUCACCAAAUCAUAACUAGCUCAAAAAGCAAAAGAAAAAAAACUGGUGGGAGGAAAGAGACAUACAAAGGAAAAGUUCUUUUUAGUGGAGAAAGUUUGAUGAGGAUAAACUUGUUUCAACUAACAGCUUGUGCUUGGCAAAAUAUAUAUAAAUGUAUAUAUGCUCCAGAGAGGACUGGGGUCAUGUAUGAAGUAGUACUUCAGUUGUCUCGCCUGAUUCUCAUGUUUGUUGUGUGUGCUUGUGUUUGCAGUAGGCUGUAGAGAAGUGCAGUUAAGUUGCAAUAAAGGGAAAGUCCAGUAUAUUGCCCCAGAAAGUGGCUAUCUCUGGCUGUUCUGGUGACACUGUACAUCUUUUCAGGGCUGAGUUUGAAGUGUAGUAUUUAACAGUAUUUGGCAUCUUCAACAGAAGUCAUCUUUUCUAUGAAGAGUAAUUCCUGCUUUACUGUUUAAAGCACUUCUAUGCUAUUAGUCACGUCUGCAAUACUAAGACACAUCACACACAUUUCUCCAUCGGGCUCUCUGUUACCUCUCUGAAGGGCAGGUAUUUCUUAUGCUGCUGCUUCUUUCUUACUAUAGUUUUCUUACAUUGACAUUGUAUUAGGUGCUAUACAUGGGUUUUCCUUUUGACAGUCUAAUCUCUAGCCCUAAAAGGUGACUCUGGCUCAAAUAUAAAUUAUUUUAAAAUAUACUGUGCAAUUAGUACUGGUUUGCUGGCAGGCAUGUAGGUGGUUGCCUGCUCUUCUGCGCUGCUGCUAUGUGCAUUCUGUGAGCUGUGGUGUCACUUCUAAACGUGCACAUCUAUCCCUGUAAUAGCUGGCCAAGCUUAAGUUCUCAGAGCUGUUGGGCACUUUUUUGGUACCUGGUAGUCAUAGUAAUUAGGAUUUUUUUUUCUACCAGAAAUUCUACUUUUGUCUGCAAGAAAUCCCAGCUACAUAUCCUUGUUUGGAACCAGUUUGCUGUUUCUAGUGUCAGCUAGUCCUCUGAGUGACUGCAGGAUUGCUCUUACCAGCGGUACGUGGUCUUCCUGUUGAUGGCUAAAAUUCUGUCAAUUUAUAUGUGGGCAGGCAACAUGUGCAACACAUGAGAAGGGAGAGACCGUCCCAGGAGAUGGGGAGAAGUGUGUGCUUUUCUUAACACAGCUCCACAAGUUUUUUUUUACAUCCUCAGGAUAUGCAAACAUCUAGAGAUGCCCAAAAGUAUUUCUCCAGUUGCUUAGAGGGACUUAUCCUGGCUAAAACCUAGCAAUUAAAGGUACCUUUUUCCCUGCUGUUCCAGUCAUUCUCCAGAAUAAGUGCACAUCAAAUUAAGUGGAGAAGCUGAUUUUCUACUAGUUCUGGCCUGGCUACGCUGUCACUUUUCUGUGCUAGUUCCUGUUUAAAAACAUGUAUGUAUUAUUACGUGUCAGUCUUUGAGAUUGAUCAACACUUCUGAAUACUAAAUAAAUCUGUCUCAGAUGC